AUGCCCGCCUACUAUGGUCAUACUGCGGAUACCGAAAUCGACUCGGCGAAAAGACACAUCGAUACACUCGAGCACAGCUUGAGCAACUCCAUUCGCCGGUACAAUGAGGCUGUCGAUUAUGCCAAGAACUGCGAGCAUAAUGGGCGGUCCAGGAACACAGGUGAGCCCCCAUGCGCUUGCGAACUACUUCAGGAGCUGUCAGUUCUAAUGAGGAAAGUCUCGAAAGCGUGGAAGCAGGUGAGAAAAUGGGAGGAAGAUGUGGCCGAGAGGAGAUUCCGCAUCGAUAAUGCGCGACACCAUCUUGACGAACUCCGCGAAAGGAGAUACCACGAAGAAGCUAUCAUCGAGGCCAGUCACGACCGGCUCCCAACCGAGAUCAACCAGGCCAUCGCUCGCGAAAUCUAUUUCAGUGGAAGGACCCGCCGCUACAAUUAG
Sporothrix schenckii 1099-18 is the source of this 435-nucleotide messenger RNA. RefSeq lists its product as uncharacterized. The transcript has a single exon. The record is from RefSeq and is a predicted model, not a curated record. Lineage: Eukaryota; Fungi; Ascomycota; Sordariomycetes; Ophiostomatales; Ophiostomataceae. The coding region runs from base 1 to 435 and encodes 144 amino acids.